GACGUUUUACUAUAACACAAACUAAUCCUUCAAGUGGGGCUUGGAGGUGAGUCUGCCUGUUUUACAUUUAAGUAUUUUAUCUUCAUUCUAGCUGGUUGUUUGAGGCUGCAUUAGUCACACCGUAAUGCAAACACUUCAAGACAAAAUGAAGAGCCUGGAUGAGUCUCGAAGGAGCGAAGCAGGUGGCGAGAACAACAACCAGGAGCAAGAAAAUCAAUCGGACACAUCCCAUAAUAGGAGACCGCUCCUUUCUAAUCCAUGGAAACCGUGCAGACGGCACCAUGCUGUUGUCAAAGGGUGGCUGCUGAAGCUGAGGUGCUGCUUGGUAACAGUAUGUGGGACUGAGUGGUAUGGCUACGCUGCUCUGGGUAUUUUGACUGCCAUCCUCAGUUUCCUCAUGGACUUCAGUGUAGCAAAGCUGCUGAGAGCUCACCGCUGGCUUUAUACGAUGCUGGAAGGAAACAUUUUGCUGCAGUUUUUCUCCUGGACUCUUUACCCAGCAUGCCUCUGUGCUGUUUCAUCAUCGUUCUCCCACAACAUCUGCCCUUUCUCCACAGGCUCAGGGAUACCAGAGGUGAGAACCAUGUUGGCUGGCAUUGAAAUGCCUCAUUACUUGUCUCUCACUCAUUUGUUUACCAAGUUCCUGGGCCUCAUCUGUACACUGGCUGCUGGCAGCACUGUUUUCCUGGGCAAAGUGGGUCCAUUUGUGCAUCUUUCCACCAUGGUGGGAGCUUACCUGGGCAAUCUCUGCACGCUUAUCCAAGACAAGAAGAAGGAGAACGCAGUUGGAGAAAUGUUGGUUGUAGCUGCUGCAGUCGGGGUAGCCAGCUGCUUCGGAGCUCCCAUUGGCGGUGUGUUGUUCAGUGUGGAGGUGAUGAGUUCUCACUUCGCCCUGCGGCAUUAUUGCCCGGGCUUCUUCUCCGCUGCCUGCGGAGCGCUGACCUUCCGUCUUUUAGCAGUAUGGGGUGGAGAUGGAGAGACUCUUCAGGCCUUGUUCAAAACCAGUUUCCCCACUGCUUUACCUUUCUACCCGCUGGAGAUUCUGCUGUUUGCGUUCCUGGGGCUGCUGUGUGGGGCUGUGAGCUGCUGCUACCUCUUCUGCCAUCGGUGGAUCCUGCGUUUUACCAAAACAAACCCAUUCUUCAUUAAGAUGCUGAUGACAGAGAAGGGUCUGUACUCAGCCAUGGUGGCCUUCUUCCUGGCAUCACUGACGUUUCCCCAUUUUGCUGGUCAAUACAUGGCUUCUAAGAACACCAUGAAGGAACUCCUCACUUCGUUUCUGGAUAGCAGGCAGUGGAGCUCACAAUCCCACAAUGCCUCUGAGCAGCUGGAGCAGCCUUCGUUGGAGUGGACCUCAUCAGGGAUUCAUGUCUGCCUCUCUUUGGUGUUCUUUCUGCUCAUGAAGAUGUGGAUGUUGGUCCUCGCCUGCACUCUGCCUCUGCCAGCUGGAUACUUCAUGCCAGUGUUCGUCUAUGGGGCAGCUCUUGGCCGUUUGGUUGGAGAAGGAGCAGUUUAUUUGUCUCCUACUGGAGUAGCUUCAGGCCCACAGUGGGUGCCUGUAAACCCAGGAGGCUAUGCACUCGCAGGUGCAGCAGCCUUCUCUGGCGCUGUGACACACACUUUGUCCCCAGUUCUCGUGGCUAUAGAGUUGACAGGUCAGUUCAGCCACGCUGUACCCAUCCUAGUGGCAACUUUGCUGGCCAAUGCCGUGGCACGUUCUGGGCACCGCCCAUCUUUCUACGACGCCCUGUCUAUCAGCAAGAGGCUCCCGCACCUUCCCUCUCUGAAGAAGGCAUGUCCUCAACUUCCCUCCACGCCGGUCGGACAGGUUGUGGUGAAAUCAGUGGUGCUUCAGAAAGCAGCUGGGCCACUGGAGGUUGAGCGAGCUGUCAAAACCAGCACUGAAACACAAAUCCCUGUGGUAGACACCUGUGAGUCGCAGAUUUUGCUGGGUUUCGUCCUGCGAUCAGAGCUGCUGAUGUUCCUGCGUCACUGCGAGGCUGAGGGUCCGGAGAAACGUCUGGAUGAAGGAUGCAGCAUUCACUCAACCUCCAUCGUGUUAUCGCCUCACAAAACUGUUCAGGAGGCCCACAGUAUACUGAGCUUAGUCGGAUCCCAAACCUUGUUUGUUGCAGACAAAGGAAAGCUAGUUGGGCUCAUCACAUGGCCAGAGAUGAAGAGGAUAUUAGAGGACUUGGCCAAAGAAAUCUAAGCAACAUCCUCUUGUAAUUUCUUUUAAAUAAACAUGCAUCUCUGUCUGAUUAACUUGUAAAGACCAGUGUGUCCAAUAAUAUCAUUUCUGUAACAAUAUUUGCACACAAAACUAUACUGUUAUCAAGCUCCUGUGGAAAGCAUCUAUCAGAGCCUUUUAUCUUUCAUUUUUAUUUCUGUAAUUAGAAGGAUCUCAUCCAUUAAGGAGAUAACACACAGUCUCAUUUACUGCGCUGCACUUUGUCACACAAUAAAAUUGUAAGUACCAAGAAUAAUAUCCAGUGGGCAUAAUAACAAAAGCAUGUUAAAAAAAAAAUGUAUACUAGUAAUUACAAUGAAUCCCUGCUGUUGUGUUUUCCGGGUAAACCUCUCAGUCAGUAUCUGUUCAGUAUGUAU
Molecule: messenger RNA, 2607 nt
Organism: Archocentrus centrarchus (flier cichlid)
Lineage: Eukaryota; Metazoa; Chordata; Actinopteri; Cichliformes; Cichlidae
Gene: clcnk
Product: chloride channel K
Exons: 19
Coding region: 125-2212 (695 amino acids)
Biological process (GO): transmembrane transport; chloride transport
Cellular component (GO): plasma membrane
Molecular function (GO): voltage-gated chloride channel activity
Source: RefSeq, a predicted model, not a curated record